Molecule: messenger RNA, 1500 nt
Organism: Parathielavia appendiculata
Lineage: Eukaryota; Fungi; Ascomycota; Sordariomycetes; Sordariales; Chaetomiaceae
Exons: 1
Coding region: 54-1229 (391 amino acids)
Cellular component (GO): nucleus; cytoplasm
Molecular function (GO): nicotinamide-nucleotide adenylyltransferase activity; ATP hydrolysis activity
Source: RefSeq, a predicted model, not a curated record
GCCUUCAACUAACGGAUCGAAAGGACCUCAUGCGAUCUUGUGGCAGAGUACAAAUGGAAGACGUCAAUGACUUGAUGGGUUCUCCCAAUGACUUUCCCAGAAGUGGGCACUCGUCGAUGCCUCCUCAGGCCCCAGCCUCCUCCACCACCCGAUCGAUAGCCGACUUCUUCACCCGAGCUCUCUCGUCGUUCCAGAGCUCGGGCUCCAAAUUCUCCAUCGUCUGCACCGCACCCCCGGCACUGUGCCGCGGCGGCCAUGACGAUGGUCAGCUGCCAGCGCCGCUCCCUCCCCGCGCCCGCCCGCGGACCCUGAUUGUGCUUGACUCCUCGUUCAACCCGCCGACCCGCGCCCACCUUCGCAUGGCCACUUCUGCGGUCCAUGAUAUCCUCACACGCAAGCAAGGCCGGGAGGGGGUAAGCGGGCUGCGGCUGCUCCUGCUGCUGUCCGUCAACAAUGCCGACAAGGCCGUCAAGCCGGCGCCGUUUGACCAGCGCAUGGUGAUGAUGUGGGCCUUUGCGGGGGAUUUGCAACGCGCUUUAGUAUCGUCACAAUGCCAACACGAGGUUACCGAGUCCGUUCUUUCUUCGGAGGGAAAUGAAGACGGACAGAAAGGGCAAAAAGCGAACCGGACGGAGACGGAGACAGAGACGGAGACAUUGAGCGUUGAUCUCGGCCUCACGACAGUGCCCUAUUUCCACGAAAAGAGCGCCGCGCUGGCUGAGUUGGCUUUUUACAAUAGUGACAAUGGGAAGUCUGAUCGAGACGCGGACGGCGUGGUCGAAGGCAACACCGAAACAGAGACAGAGCAGGUCUUCCUCGUUGGCUUCGACACGAUGAUUCGCAUCUUCAACCCAAAAUACUACGGUCCCUCUCCCGAUUCCGCUGGCCAGGUCGAGGCCAUCACGCCCAUGCACAGGGCACUGGGUCCCUUCUUCUUUCGUGCAAAGCUGAGGGUGACGAUGCGGACGGACGAUGAGUGGGGCGGGGCGGAGGAACAGACGGCAUAUCUCGAGGGUCUGUUGGGGGCCGAAGGGUUGAAGAGGGUCGGCGGAAGCAGAGACUGGGGGGACAGGAUCGAGAUGGUUGGGGGGCGCAAGGUCGGUGCCGAUGUCAUCAGCAGUACCUACGCGCGGGCCGCGGCGAAGGAGAGGGACUGGGACAGGCUUGACUUGAUGGUUCCACCAGAGGUGGGAUGGUGGAUCGAGCAGGAAGGGUUGUACGCUGAGUAAUGGUUGACGCGCUGGGUAUAGAUGAUGGUAGACCUGGGCUCUGUGAUUGCCUCUAAUCAGGCACGUCUCGAUAGCCAGCCGUCGCCCGCUGAGCGUUGGGGGUCGUCAGAGGUUGGAAGCCGUCCAUGAUCAUCGCAGGGCACGUGUAAUUAAUUGCGGGCAACAAGCUGAACGUCGGGGGCUAAACUCGGCUGUCUUUACCCCCCAACCAGGCAUCAUCCACCAGAUAGUUGACCCGUUACCCCUCUCCUUUCCCACACCUACCCAGAAA